AUGGUCCCUUGGCUGCGAUCCAUGAGGGUGUCUCCUCCUAACGCGGAGACGCCCGUAAACAUUCUAUCAAAGCUGCCUUUGGAGCUAUGGGCACUGAUUAUGAGCCAGAUACGGUAUCAAAAGGACCUACGAAACCUCUGUCUGGCCUGCAAAUACCUCAAUAACAUCGCUCUUCCAGUCCUAUACAACCAUGUAACCGUCAAGCAUCCUAAAUUCACUACAUAUCUCGGACUGAGUGGUACAUUAGCAGCCCAGAUUGAGCAGCUACCACUGCAACACUUAAAGCAUACAAAACAUCUCUCCUUUACCCAACCAGAGUUACUCCUGUUACCUUCGUCUCCGAGGAGUGGCAGUAGAGACACCAUCACAGCAGAGGAAUUCAAGAAGGGGAUUAUGAAGGCCAUAAGUACCCUAGCUCUAGCCAUUCCUCGGGACGGCCUACGCUCCUUCAGCUGGGACUUGGGGCCGUGUCUUCCCUGUGAAAUAUUUAGCAGUGAGCGCGGAUUGUUCACCAACCAACGGCAGAUCAAGAGUAUUAAUUUGGUUACUUGCGUGAUGCAUUAUGAGACACUUGACUUUCCGAUAGAUAUCUCCCACCUCCGCAAUCUCCGUUCAUUGACAUAUACAUCGCCGUGGUAUCCAGCAGAUCUCAAAUUGAUACAGAGGUUUCUCCAAUUGCGCCACCAACUCAGUACUUUGGAGUUACAAAUUGGCCCAAUAGCUCCAGAAAUUGCCAUUUUGGGCCACGACACCUUUGAUGUCAAGGACUUACUCUUGGGUAACCAGGAAGUGGGAGAGAGCCAACCCUUUUUCAACCUUGAAACACUAUCACUGAGGUUAUCUCUCAAUCACAUGGAGGCAGAUAUUGUAUCUGCACUGAAUCUUGACUGCCUACGCUGCGUGAAGCUACACAAUUGCAACGGAACGUCUAAUUUCCUUGAUGCUCUAAGCAAUUCUACCCAAUCUUUAAAAUUAGGGUCUUUUCAACUGACGUUUGCUCCAUCUCGCCCUGACGAUCAUAGAAGCCCCGAAAUUCUGUCUGCUGCUCUUGCAAGAUUCCUUAUGGCUUUUCAAACACUCGAAGAUCUCUACCUUUCGAUACCGCGUAUUUCCCUCAAAGCCAUUGAAUGCCGAACUAUUCAGAACCACUAUCCAGCGCUUCGCCGCCUGCUCCUUCAUGGCACCAUUCGGCUAGAAGACCCUUCAUCGUAUCCCGUGGAAAUUUCAGAUGACCUCUUUUAUGCCUUACUGACGGGAUGUCCGGUAGAGUGCCUCUCGCUGAGAAUGCAGCUCAGAAUACCAAUUGAGAAAUGGCAGAAGCUGUCUCCAAGACCGUCGUGCAAGUUGUUACAAAUUCGACGGGCAGGAUUUCGUGAGAAUAUAACGGACGAUAAUUCAGAGGGGGGCUUAGGUGAAUUAUCUUUUGGAGAAGGGAUGCGUUUGGACGAUGACGAUAUACCUACCGUGGAGAAUCUAAGGAAUUCGAAGAAGCCUACGAUCCUAUCUCUGCUUGAGUUUGCCGAAUGGGCAUUCAGUGAUGAUGGGCUGCCUAAGCUCCAGGUUCUUGUAUGGGGAACGUUCACUCGUGAAAUAACCUUUAUGAAUUCACAGCUGUAUUUCUGCAGAAGUGAAGACACAUUCAAGUCACUGACUCGGGCAGACCACUAUGCUUGGGAUAUUCUGCAUGAAAAUAUGGAUAUGUUGAGCUUUACAUACCCAGUUAUAUAA
Messenger RNA from Trichophyton rubrum CBS 118892, 1728 nucleotides. RefSeq lists its product as uncharacterized. Gene Ontology annotation, molecular function: protein binding. The transcript has 5 exons. Lineage: Eukaryota; Fungi; Ascomycota; Eurotiomycetes; Onygenales; Arthrodermataceae. The coding region runs from base 1 to 1728 and encodes 575 amino acids. The record is from RefSeq and is a predicted model, not a curated record.